GCCGCUAAUCAGUCACCCUCGUAAACUCGGACUGGCUGGACGCUUCUUUCGGACCCCUACCUACAUAUCUGUUGUACUGUAUUGCUCGGGGAGUUUUUUUUACAUCUUCUAAAUAAAUCAUUUUCAUUCGAUAGUUUUUCUGGUCCUCAGUACAUUGAGUUAUUUCACGUUACAUAUCCAGCGAUUUGUGCUAUCAUAUCAUUACUGUAGAGAACGCGCGCAAACGAGGCCCCUUCUGUCCGGCUGGAAGCAACGAACAAUCAGCAUCAUCAUUCCACAGUGCGGUGGCAGGUUGUUGAGUCACCGGCGCGACCGCCAAGUGUGUGGUGUGUAUUGUAGCUCUCCAUGACUACGUUCGGGUUCGGCAAUUUCGAUUGAAGAGUUCCACUGACGGCAGUCGGCGCGGAGAAGUCGUGGAAACAAGUGCCUCGGUUUAAACCAAGAUUUACGGAAAGUGUCACCAGAGUGUGUUACGGUAGCGAAAAAUCAGUGCAGAGGAGAAAACAGUUUGUGGCGAUUGGCAAUCAUAAAUCAAAACAUAAAACAAAAAACCGCAAUCUCUCAACUUUGACGACGAAAUCGAACCGAAAAUCGAUUAAUUCUUUCUGGUACGGAUUUCUCCCGGCUAAGGUGUGACAAAAUUUAGCCAACCGCUGCCGUGUCAUUCAAAAUCGACGAUUUUCGCGGUUACUGGCCGUCACGUGGUGAAACGACACCCUCAAGUAUCAUAAUCAAUUUUUCAUGCUUGAAAUUCAACAAAAGCACUGCCAGCUUAGUAUUGUCGGUAUUCUCAAACGAGUUUUAUCUAAGUAGUUUUUUGUUGUUGUCUCUAUCUAUACAACUCGCAUUAAGUGCAACAAGUGAAUGAGAACAAUUUAGAUCAUCCCACCUCCUGCAGCCAGCCUCAGUGUUUGUGAGUGUUUAUGUGUUUACGCGUUUAAUUGGGACAGUACGAAAAUAGCUGGAUUUUAGUGGCUUGAAAUUGCAUACUGCGGAACGUUCCACCUGCUGAGGACAACAUUCUUCGGUUGAAACCAAAUGUUCCGCUGACAGUAUCCAACUGUGACAACACCGAAACAGACGCCAGUAGCGCUGUGCAGAGAGCCACAACCGUACAACAAAAUCGCAGUCGUAACCCCCUUAACGCCAGUGUGAUGAAGCUCCGAUCGAGGAUACAGUGGCUGUGGCCAUCGUUAGCCUUGCUAGCUGUAACGUGGACCAACGGAGCAGCUAUACCCGUCCAAACGACCUCACAGGCAGAGCUCUAUCUGUCACAGUUCGGAUACAUCAGUGCGAAGUUCCGCAACCCGACUAGCGGGAACCUGCUGGACAAAGACACAUGGGAGAAAGCCAUUAUGGAGUUCCAGAGCUUUGCCGGGCUGAACGCGACCGGUGAACUGGACAAGGAAACGAUGGAACUAAUGUCACUGCCACGUUGCGGAGUGCGUGAUAAGGUCGGCUUCGGUUCGGAUUCCCGAUCGAAACGAUACGCGCUGCAAGGUAGUCGCUGGAAGGUGAAAUCACUAACCUACCGGAUAUCCAAAUAUCCGUCCAGACUAGAGCGAAGUGAGGUGGAUAAGGAAAUCGCCAAGGCAUUCUCGGUAUGGAGUGAGUACACUGAUCUAACGUUCACCCAUAAGAAAAGUAGUCCGGUGCACAUAGAUAUUAGGUUCGAAGUGAACGAACACGGUGACGGUGAUCCUUUCGAUGGUCCGGGAGGCACCUUGGCGCAUGCUUACUUUCCGGUGUACGGAGGUGAUGCCCAUUUCGACGAUGCAGAAUUUUGGACUAUCGGUAAAACCCGGGGGACAGAUUUAUUCCAAGUAGCUGCACACGAGUUUGGUCAUUCGCUUGGAUUAAGUCAUUCCGAUGUACGGUCAGCACUGAUGGCACCAUUCUACCGAGGAUACGAUCCCGUAUUUCGGUUGGAUUCAGAUGAUAUUGAGGGAAUCCAAGCUCUCUACGGACGGAAAACUAACUAUGACGGUCCAAACCGAACAACUCGUCGCCCGGUAGUCAGAGAACCGGACUCCGUGUUGUGCUCCUCGCCAAAGAUAGAUGCCAUUUUCAACUCAGCCGAUGGAAGCACGUAUGCCUUCAAGGGAGAUAGCUACUACAAGUUCACUGAUAAUGCAAUCGCUCCCGGUUAUCCCAAAAAAAUCUCCGACGGUUGGCCAGGACUUCCUGGAAACAUUGACGCUGCUUUCACGUACAAAAACGGCAAAACGUACUUCUUCCAGGGCACCAAAUACUGGCGAUACUCGGGCCGCCAAGUCGACGGAGACUAUCCGAAAGAGAUCAGCGAGGGAUUCACCGGCAUUCCGGAUCAUCUGGAUGCUGUGCUGGUGUGGGGUGGCAACGGCAAAAUCUACUUCUACAAGGGCAGUAAAUUCUGGCGGUUUGAUCCGCUGAAGAGGCCCCCGGUCAAGUCAACCUACCCCAAGCCGAUCUCCAAUUGGGAGGGACUGCCAAACAAUAUAGAUGCAGCUCUGCAAUACACCAAUGGCUAUACGUACUUCUUCAAAGACGACAAGUACUAUCGGUUUAACGAUAGGACUUUCUCCGUCGACGUUUCUGAUCCGCCAUUCCCACGGCCGGUAGCGCACUGGUGGUAUGGCUGUAAAAAUACCCCCUCGACGUUCAACACGCUAGGUAAUGUAAAAGCUAUUAAGAAUGAAGACGUCGAGCAUGAUAAUGUCGCCGAUGAUUUGAUUUUGGAUGCGGCCGAGACAGAUGAGCGACCGGCCGGCGAUGACUACAACACCGGUAAAGGGUCGAGUUCCGUUCGGAUCACCGUCAGUAUUACACUAAUCCUUACCCUACUUGGAUUCGCACUGAAGGCCUAGAAUAUUUAAUCGGGCCUCUCGCCCGGAUAAAAAUCGCCAAAUUUAGUUACCUUUAAAAAAACCCACACACAUCCAUAUCUCCGUCAUUCUUAAGGCCAUAUAUCAUGUUAAUCAUAGCGAACGGAGGAACAGCGUCAGUUUUGCGUCAGAAAAUUGAUCUCACAAUUUGUUCCGAGCGCAGAAAUCAUCCAGCCAGUGUCCGCCCAGGAAGCUUCGAGCCAGUGACUUUUAGUUCCGUGCGGGGGAACAUGCCCGCAGCAAAACCUCCAAAAUCGUGUCCUUCCGGCAUAUUAGUUAGUUCCAGUAACCAGGGAGGUAGAGAGCUCUACACAGUUAGAGUAUAAACAAAACGUAAAGUAAAAUCGUGAUACAGAGUAUUCUUUUCUAUUAUAUUUGUGAAACGCAUCAAACUAAAAUGCCUUCUUGUAAGUAGCGCUGUUUACUGUUUCACCGUUUUGUCAGGAUAGAAUUAGCGAAUCGACGAUUCACAUCAGCGACAAACGUUAACAACAGUCAAAGUCAUUAACGUAAGAGCUUAAGUUUUAUAAGAAUAUACGAGAGUGAGAAGAGUAAACAAAAAAACUUCAAAUUACUAUUAACGGUGCCUUCUAAAACAAUUGUAUAUACAACUAAUUAAACUAGUUCUAACCAAACUGGACUCAAAUCGGUUGAAUCGGUUAUAGAGCACAACUUCUGCCUACACUCACUAUUCGAUUGUUGAGUAUUUCUAGUAAUCUUUGAUUUCUAAACGACCAGGAUUAUUUUUUUAUCACAACCCAACCAAUCUACCGAAAGUUUUCCAAUAUCUUCUCACUAAGUCUCCAGCUCACAGGUAUCGAAACAACAGUGCAUUCGUGUCAUGUCGUUUCAAAGUAGAGGAAUUUACCAUAUAAUAAUACUAGAAUUUUGUACAUAUUUAUUGCGAAUAAUGCUCUAGGAUUAAGCGGAAAACCCACAAAAAGUCAAUAAAACAAUUUAUCAUUUGAAAUCGAAGAA
Molecule: messenger RNA, 3842 nt
Organism: Wyeomyia smithii (pitcher-plant mosquito)
Lineage: Eukaryota; Metazoa; Arthropoda; Insecta; Diptera; Culicidae
Gene: Mmp1
Product: matrilysin
Exons: 7
Coding region: 1155-2846 (563 amino acids)
Biological process (GO): proteolysis; collagen catabolic process; extracellular matrix organization
Cellular component (GO): extracellular matrix
Molecular function (GO): zinc ion binding; metalloendopeptidase activity
Source: RefSeq, a predicted model, not a curated record